AGAAGUUACUCUUUGAAGAUUUACACAAUGAGUUGGCAAUGUUAUGUGAGCGAUCAGUUGAUGACACCGGGGGAGAUGUGUAGUGCUGGAAUCUAUGGUUUGGAUGGUGGAGAAUGGGCGGGCGACGGCAUUGUUAGACCACAGCCUCAAGAAAUAACGAGGAUUAUUAACAUCAUCCAGGGUAAAGAUUGUGACUUUAAUGGAAUCAAAAUUGGUGGGAUCAGCUUCCUAUAUGUAUCACAUGACCCGCAGGAAGGGUCAAUCAUCUUGAAUCGUAUCGGAGCUCCAUCUGACAAGGAAAAAUAUGUCUGCUGUGGAUAUUUAGCAAAGAGCUGCUUCGUGUUUGGUGCUGUCGUAGGUAACUACAGGAUGGGGAAAAUUUUAGGGAAAAUUUCUUUGGUUUAA
Molecule: messenger RNA, 405 nt
Organism: Ruditapes philippinarum (Manila clam)
Lineage: Eukaryota; Metazoa; Mollusca; Bivalvia; Venerida; Veneridae
Product: profilin-like
Exons: 2
Coding region: 28-405 (125 amino acids)
Molecular function (GO): actin binding
Source: RefSeq, a predicted model, not a curated record